AUGGCCUCAUCUUCCACCCUAACAUACGUUAUCGAUCACAUCUUCCUCCCGCCGAAGUUGCCUCAGAAGGAUGAUAAUGAUUUCGAGAAGGAUUUGGUAUUAAUGAAGGAAUGCAAGACUUCUUUGAGCUUAUUCCAAGCCUAUUGGCCUUCUCAAGAGCAUUGGAGAUGGGUAGCAUGCGCCAAGAUGCUGAGAGAGAUGAUCGAGUCCAGGGAUCCUUGUGGAGAUAUGAUUUCAGAAAGAUUGGAAAAUUCUCUUGAUGAGAUGAAAGACAAAGAUGCUCUCGCCUUUCAAAUCCGUGGUCAGAAUGCGGGAUUGAUUAUCCGUAAAUCUUUUAAACAGGUCUCAUUUGAGUCUUUCGAACUUUCCCCUACCAAUGAAUCGGUUAUAACAACGAAAGGGCGACUUCGAAGGCGUUUUCCAGGUCCAGCUAUCGCUGUGGGCUUGGAUAAGAUUGCCGAUUCCUCUUUUCGUGAAGCUCUCGCACAUCUUCUUACCAACCUGGAUAUUAAUACACCAAACGAGUCAUGGCCCGUUGCAACCAAGGCAAAAUCUCAGACAAUCGAAGUUCGGGACACAAUCAAUCCUAAAUUCGUUACAGAGAUGCUUACUGGUAUAUUGCGAGGUAUUGGUCAACCUCUUGAUGUUACUCGAAUCUACAAACGCACCCGCGAUGAUGUCCUCUGGAAUAAAGCAUUCAAGCCCUGGCGUCGAUCACCUAAUUGGCUUCUGCUUCGAGUCGCUCUGCAGACCAGCCUUAUAGCAGACUCAAAUGACGACCAUGAAAGAUAUAAGUCAUUCAUGGUCUUUUUCAUGGCACGUAUCCUAGAAAACGCAUUGCAACUUUCUCUACCAAGCGACAUCUUGUUCAUCAUGGCUGCUAAAAUCAGCCGGCGUGUGUUAAAACUCGAUUUGAGGGAUGACCCGCCUUGGAUGAAAUACAUACAUGGAAUUAUUAAGGCCACCCAUGAAGAGCUUGCUAAGAGAUGGGAUGAAUUAGAGCAGGAGACGGAUCCACUUGGAUCGCAGAAAGGUUGGAGCACUUCUCAAUUAUCGUUUGAAACAGACACACGGCUAAGUCUCUCGAACCUUCGGCCAUAUCUUGAUGGAAUACCGACUCGUCCAGCUAUAUCUUCGCAUGGUGAGGAAUACAGCCCGGAAUGCACACUUCGCAUCGACACGCAUAGUUCGAAAUUCCCCCAAAGAGAAGUCCGGAGACUCAAUUCCGGGAAUCCCACUCAUCUGGCAUUAAUGGAUAUAGAGCUUUGGGUAAAAGAGAGCCUUAACAAGUGGCUGAACUCCAAUUUAUAUUCCAAGAAGACCUGCAGCCUACUGGCUGAGCUGAUCCAGGACUACACAAAAGCUGCAACAUCUACUUAUGCAAAGAGCCCUGAAGAUAUUUCUUUGAUGCUACUUACCACUGUUGACUUAUGGGUGGCCCUUGACAGGUGUGCCACUCAUCAUGAACCAUUACUAAAACAGUACAAACCGGGGUUUCCCUUAUCGCUUUUUGAUCCUUUGUUGCUGCCCAAACGUGCUCAGAUGGAUCGCUUGGACCGUAUUGAGAAGUACAUCAAGAAGAGGGACCAUGAAUCUACAUAUUCUUCAUCUCUCAUCUUCCAAGACAUUAACGAGAAGGAAAGUUUUGCUGUUCAAUACUUUGAACAAUCUUUUCAUCAUCAAAAGCUCUGUCGCGAAAUAGAAACAAGUGCAACGUAUGAACGCUCUCAGAAGAAGAAUGAGCUAGUCAAGAAAAAAGCACAGUAUCUUGACUUAAUCCAACGAUCCGAGUCGAUGGACCAUGAAGAAGUGACUAGGUGGAAGAAAAACCGUAUCAUCACUUUUCACCCUUCUUAUUGCAAGAAAUGCCAAUUAAAGAAUGAAGCAAACGGUCUCCAAAUCGGUGUUCAUGAGUGGCCACUUCCAUAUAUCGAAUUGGAGGCAAAAUCAACAGUAUUUGAACUUGAUGUUCCUAUAGUCAUAAACCAUUGGCGGGAUAUUACAUAUACUCUUCUUGUGGAUAUCUUUUCUCCAUCUUGGAGUUUAGGAAACAGAAAGGUAUAUCAUCUUCGGGAUUACAAAGGGCUGUGCAACGAUGACCAACUCCAGACAACUAGGCUACAGCUUGCAUCUGACUCGAAGCCGUUUGUAGUGUCCCACUACCGUAUCCAGAAAAUCCCUCAAGCUACGGAGACAAACGUAUGUGUCAACAACGGCUUGCACUAUUCCUUGUAUGACUCGAAAUCGAGUAAAUGGACCUCGGAGCUUCUAAACCGUAGUAAUGUGCGGAAUAUCUGUACUUUUCAACUCCCAUCUGGUUCUUAUAAAACGCUUCAAUGGACUUUGAAUACAACUUUUCAUACGCCAAAUGAGGUUCUCGCUAGGCAAAAUGAGUGCUCGAGGACGCUUGACCAGAAUCAGUUCUACGCAUUUGGAAUGAUGCGAUCAGGUCAUCGUCUUCAAUGGCGCAAUUUGGCCCGUGAGUUGACUGCUCGCAUUCUCAAUUUCAGCCACGAGGAAACAUAUAUGCUGGUAGCUCAGACAGCUUGGCAGGCUGGUUGCUCAAGUACAAGCCCAUGCCGUGAAUCUCAUAUUGAUCUGAAAGAAGAAGAGUUUGGGAUAUCUUUGCUAUCCGCCAUGGAAAACGUCCUCGGAACUGUGGAAGGUAACUGGCAAGGUACCAUGGCAGUGCGCACAUGUAUAAUCCUUGCAGUUCGAUUGCUCUCUCUAUCACCAUAUACAGAGGUCCAGAAUGGUUGCUAUCGCUUAUUGGGACGAGCUCGGGAGUGUACCUUGAGAUGGACCCGAGACUUGGGUGAAGUGCUUGGCGAAUGCCAAAAUGCGGAAGAGUCAAAGACUUUAAGCUUACGCGCGCUUGAAGUAGCUUUGACAUGCCAUAGCACAUUCGAAGUUAAGCAGGGCCAUCUCUCACAGUUGUUGAGGUCGAACGAGGACAUCGCAGUCAUAACAGAAUGCUGUAUUGUUAUUCACGAACGAUGUCCUGCUACCACGGAAAGCUUACCUCAGUCGUUGAAAAUUAUGCUACUUCAAUACGAGAAGUUAUCUCACUUUCUUGAGCCCGAAUUGCGUCGACGCAUCCUACGAGAUAGUGAAGGAAUUGAUCGUACAAUACAACGAAUCUGGGCAGGAUAUCUUCCAAGCAACUCUUGGGCCACCUUCAACAGACCAAAUGAAAGAUGGCUUAUGACCAAUACAUCCUCUGUUGAGGAAGGCUACUCCUCGAAGACUGUCCACUAUAAUAUCUUAGACGGUAGUCUCCUAGUGGAUGGAUUGCCACUCACAAGAGUUCCACGGUCUUAUGAAUUACAUGAAACUUACCGUCGAUUAUUUGGCGAGAAAGUGCUAGAGGUAAUUCCAAGUACGAUGGAAGGAAUGAUGUUUGAAAUGAGGAAUGAGAUAGACGGCCAACAGGUACAUUUCCAAAUGUUUGGCACCGAGCUCAUUAUCCGAACUCGAAGACAGCGAAAAAUUUGUGAGUUGGUGCCAGCUUCCAAGAUGCGUAAUGAUUUCCCCAGGGCUUUCAUUGAAGAUUACGCACAUUGGCUAGAUAUCGAUACGGGGAAAAUCGAAUGGCGGCCGUUGAGACAUGCAUGGACUUCUUGCUCGAAAAAUUGGCAGAUGCGUGUUGACAGACGUGAAAUUUUGGUAUUAAGUAACGGUAGUCAAAAGAUGAUCGACAUUCACAGCGCCACGGCUAGAAUCAUCUCAAAGAUUCUUAGUCCUCUUGAACAGGAAACCCAUAUUCACAUAGCAUUGAAUUGUGAUACGAAAAUACUAGAGGUACAGUUGCCGCGAUUGAAGCUUGACUUUUUUCUCAAGGACGCUCAGAGCUUGCUCGAGUCGAAGCAAUUUCGGGGGAUGGUUGUGGAUAAGAAUCAGUCCAUUGGAGCAUUCACUGGACUGGUAAAUAAGCUUGUUUUACACCAAGCUGACCAAACAUCUCGAUGUGUGCUUGUGCCGUAUGGUAAUGUGUCUUUUACACCUCAGGGCCACCAUGUUCAGGUCACGAUUGACAUGACUCCCGGACUUGAAGUGAAGUACCAUUCAUACCAGCUUGACAAUCUGCUUGGACGUCUCGUAGGCAAUGGAAGCCUUCAAAGUCGACUAUUCAAAAUUUACCUUCACGCUUUAACAUCACACUGUUUGAUCGACCGGCUCACUAGACAUACGGGUACAGAACAAGCUCUUCAUGAUCUCGCUGGCGCUGCAACUCGAUCAUUUGUCGAGCUUGAACCUGUUGACAUCGAACUCCUGGAAAAAAUUGCACAACUGACCCCGCAACGUCAAUUUUAUCCAAAGUAUUUGCAAGUGACGCAGCAGGUAGAAUGGAAGCUGUUGUCUCCACUUUCGCAGCACUGCGAAUUUCACGAGCAAGUAAUAUCAAUCCUGGAUCAAGCCAAGUCAUUCCAGAUCUUUCAAGAACACCGUAUAACACUACCCAGUCUGGGUAUACAUAGCAAGCAAUUCCUUCGGGAGAGGGCCGCAAUUCGAGAGUCGUCGUUUCAGGUUCAUGGAUUUGGCGCUGUUGCUUUGACUGCUGACGACGAUAAAAUUUAUGAUGCACGAGAUCAGUGUAUUGAUACAGAUCGAGAGCUUCGUACCUGUCAGACUUCGAGACUCGUAAACGAUUGGUCUAAAGAGCUCGCGGUAUGCCCACAGUUGCUAUCCAAGGUUGAGUCAUGGACCGGACCACUCAAGGGUCCCGAGUUCCAUGAUUUGAUACUAGGAUUUGAUCUAAAGUGGUUAGAGGACCCUACCGGAUUUCUACCAAGUUACUGGUGCACUCUCCACAAGGUCCUUUCCCAGAGUGUGGUUAAAAGAGAUAAGUACAAGGUUAUGGUCCUCUUAUCUACCCUCUCAUACUCCCGCUACGCAAAUCAAGAGCUUAUCCUAACCCUCCUGGCCUUUGCAACCUCACCAAGAUUACGGACGCUUCAACCUCCACACUACCCAAUGUUUCAACUCGUCGAUGGUUACGAGCCAGUGGAACAGAAAUUAGUAAGCCUGGCAGUAAACCAUGCACGAGACUUUAUCAACUGUCCCGAGUACAAUCUGAUAGAUCUCUUUGGUGACAGACAGCAGGAAUAUGAAAGAGCAAUUGAUGAGCAUGCGAGGAUAUUCGCGAGAAAUCUCAUAGCCCAAUGGCCUACGACAGAUAUAUCUACACCUACUGAAGCUAACCUGAACACAUACAUUAAGGUUCAACAAGCAGUCGAAAGCGCAUCUCUCCACUUUCAGAGUUGGCACCGGAAUGCAGAGUUCCAGGAAUACAUUCAGCAAGUCCAAGCUAUUCUAGAUGAUUUAAAUCCCAAGGAACAACAUCUACAAGACUAUUCCAUCCCACGAACAGUUGACCAGUAUAAUUUUCGGCGUCCCUAUAUAAAUUUCGAUGACCUUAUGAGUACAGAGGCUCCUCUUCUUCCCAUCCCAAACCCAGAGAAUUUUGAAGAGUGGAUGAUCCGAAGUACCAGAGGAUCUACCAAUCAAACCAAAAUCAAGGAGCUACUUGCGAAAAUUUCUUCUAAUUGCUCCACUAUGCACGAGGAGCAAUAUGCCGCUGAUCUAGCCAAGAGUUUAGAGGCGUUAUCCGAAGAGAGCUCUGUUAAGUUGAAAGACGUGCAAAAUUUGAAAUCGUGUCUACAAGCUUACUUCAUACGAGCCCGACACUACAAAGAAGACAUCUACAACAAAAUUUGCGAGAACUUGCAGACUGGUUUGCACCCCUUUCUUCGAGAAGCUCAGAUGCUGCCUCGCUUGUCGCCGAUCUCAAUUCUCUCACAUUUAGCUAGAGGUAACGUUACCACGCUCCCGUGUGAUUGGAAGAUGAUCUUGGUGCAAUAUGGGCUUUCCAUCACAUCCUUUCAAUAUGCAAAGCGUCUUCUCGCAUCUACUAGGAACAAGGUUGAACUCUUGAGCGAACUCGAGAAUCCUGGCCAUCAAAACUGGAACCCAAUGCAACAUCCUCAACGGCUUCUUCUCGAGAUCGAAAGUAAUAUCCUGAUACGACAGCCGCAGGCUGCAAUUGCUCAAGAAAUGGUUUCACCAUCGUCGGGAUCAAAUUCUGUUAUGCAGCUGAAUAUGGGACAGGGAAAGACGUCUGUCAUUGUUCCACUUAGUGCCGAAGAGCUUGCAGAUGGAAUAAAACUCGUUCGGGUCAUCGUCCUUAAGUCUCUUGCAACUCAAAUGUUCCAGACAUUGGUGGAAAAACUUGGGGGUAUGCUAAACCGACGUAUCGUCUACAUGCCAAUCUCUCGGUCACUCAGUUUGAAUGUGCAUCAAGGACGCCAAAUUUGUCAGAUGUAUCGAGAUUGCAAGGAAAACGGAUCAAUUCUUUUACUUCAGCCAGAGCACCUGCUCUCGUACGAGCUGAUGGGGUUCGAUCGGCUUCUCUCUGGUGAAUUAGAGUUGGGCAAAAUCCUGAUUGAGUCCCAGGAUUGGCUGUACGCAAACUCACGAGACAUUCUCGACGAAAGCGACGAGAUCUUAAGCAUACGACGUGAGCUGAUAUAUACCAUAGGUGUACAACGUGCUAUCGAUUUUAGUCCAGAGCGCUGGAACAUAAUUCAAUAUGUUCUAGAAAUGUUAAGCCUCUCCGCAAAACAUGUCCUCGAGCAAUUUCCCCAUGGUUUAGAAGUGAUCCCGUCACCACCUGGAGGACUUCCUCGACUCCGAAUACUUCAAACUGCGGCGGGAGAAAAGCUUUUAGAAAAUGUUGCACGUCAGCUCUGCGAGAAUGGCCUGAAAGGAGUGCCUGUAUGGACACUUUCUGAAAAACUCAAAACAGCCUUGUUCAUGUUUCUCACUGACCCGAGCCAGAGCGCAUUAUCUUUAAAUGUAUUACAAAAAUCUAGGUUUUGGUCCGAGUCUAUAGGCAGUAGCCUCCUCCUUCUCAAGGGCUUAUUUGCUCAUGGGAUUCUAAGAUUUGUCCUUGAGCAAAAGCGAUGGCGUGUAAAUUACGGCCUCGAUCCUUCGCGAUCUAUGCUUGCUGUUCCUUAUCAUGCAAAAGAUAGUCCAGAAGCCCGUUCGGAAUUCAGUCAUCCGGACACCACGAUCGUCCUGACCUGCCUGUCUUAUUACUACAGUGGUCUUUCGGAUCAACAGAUUUAUUCAAGUUUUGCAGUGUUGCUUCAGUCUGAUGAUGCCCAGGAGAAAUAUGAUCGGUGGGUAGAGGACUCUCCAGAAUUGCCGGGCCCUUUCAAACAUAUCACCGGUGUCAACCUAAGCGAUGCUGGACAGUGUUCACGAGAGCUUUUCCCGCCACUACGAUUCUCCAAAGGUAUCAUCAAUUUUUAUCUUUCAGUUCUUGUUUUUCCUAAAGAGAUGAAAGAGUUCCCUCACAAACUCUCAUCUUCCGGCUGGGAUAUUGCCCGAAAGAAAAGUCAUCCAACCACAGGCUUUAGCGGGACAAAUGAUAGUAGAUAUGUGUUACCACUAUCUAUUGAUCAACGCGAUUCGCCAAAGCAACUGUCGACGAAUGCUGCGAUGCUGGAUUGUUUGUUACGACCUGAAAACUCCUUUAUAGAUAUAGAGCAAUUUUCAGCUACAGGUGUUCUCGACGCUGAAGUUCUCUUGGGCAUAAUUUCGAAUUUGAGACCUCAAGUCCGUGUCAUCAUUGACGUCGGGGCUCAGGUUCUGGAGCUAGAGAAUGAGGAAAUGGCCAAGGAAUGGCUAUCACGAGUUCCAGAAUCCCAGGCACAGGCGGCUAUCUUCUUUGACAAUCGAAACGAGAUCUGGGUUCUAAGCCGCGACGGAAGAAAAGAGCCUUUGCUAAUGUCGCCUUUUUCAAAGCAAAUGGAUCAAUGUUUGGUAUAUCUCGACGAAUCCCAUACGAGAGGAACGGAUCUGAAAUUACCCCCCAAUUAUAGAGCCAUUGUGACUUUAGGUCCUGGUCUUGUCAAGGAUCGACUUGUUCAAGCAUGUAUGCGCAUGCGAAAGCUUGGAAAUGGCCAGUCAGUCGUAUUGUGCAGUUCGAUGGAAGUUCAACGCAAGAUUCUCGAAUGUAGCGGCAGGACUAAAGGUGAUAUUGAGAUAGUCGAUGUACUGAGAUGGAGCGUUAGAGAGAGUUGUACACAUACAAACAAGAUGAUCCCAUUAUGGGCGAUACAGGGUAUGCGACACCAAAAUCGUCGUUUAGUCUUUACAGGGUCAUCAACAAUUAAGGACCGUGUGGAAAGAAUUCUUGAGCCUGAAGCGCAAACCCUUCAGCAAAGAUACGGCGAUGAAGAUACACGCUUUGAGAAUCCAAUCUCGCCAAUUACCACCAACGAUUUGACCGAGGACUGCGAAAAACAGAUAAACGAUAUUCGUACCAAGUGCAAAAAAUUUGAAGUUGCCUCUUUAACUUCAGCAACGUGCGAAGAAGAACAAGAGCGCGAGCUUUCUCCUGAGAAUGAACGUGAGCAGCAGGUUGAGUUGCCACCACCAUUGACGCCUUGCCCCCACAUUAUCCAUAAAGAUGUACGGCAGUUAGCAGUAAGUGGUGUGCUGAGCCGAUCAUCCAAAGCUUUCCUGCCAGCCUUCCAGACUCUUCGCAGUACCACUGCUAUUCCCUAUUACGAUUCAGCGUGGCCUAAUGAUUUGCUGGUAACGGCCGACUUUGUGAAUACAGUUCAAGCUGCAGACACUCAGCCUUUGGACGAUUUUUUGAGACCAGUACACUGGAUUGUGAGCUGCAAGAGAGGGAGCAUUAGGGACUUUGUAAUACUGAGUCCGUAUGAAGCUCAAGAGCUCUUGCCAUCAAUUAAGCAGUACAAGAAGACAAUUCUGCACGUGUACUCCCCACGCCUUUCUGCAUCGGUUCCAACCCUGGAAGAUCUCAAAUUUUGUGCUAUUCCCUCUGUCCCAGCUUCAUGGUCAACUCCUCCUAUCUCUAACCAGCUUAAUAUUUUCGCCGGUCAGUUAUACAUCCAAACAUACGAAGAUUAUCUAUCGCUCUGUAGCUUUUUGGGAAUCUGCUCUCACCAUCUAGACAAUAAAGAUAUGGAGAUCGGACACGAUGGAUUCGUGAGUCCGGAAUACCGAACCAGAUCUUCCUUGACCCAAGCGUGUCCCUUCCGAACUAGCCCUGUACCAUUUGUUAGGACAAUUAUGAUGUUGAGGAGGAAGGGGCAAAGUAUUUCCUUUUCACAUAUGGGUAGAAUUUUUAAUGGAGAACUGAUUGUGCAAGAUCAAUUCUCGAGAUAG
Molecule: messenger RNA, 9204 nt
Organism: Sclerotinia borealis F-4128
Lineage: Eukaryota; Fungi; Ascomycota; Leotiomycetes; Helotiales; Sclerotiniaceae
Source: the annotation of a GenBank genome assembly